AUGACAGCACGGAACAUAUCCAGGUUUUGGGAGUGGGGGAGGAAGAUCAUUUGCGUUGGGAGAAACUAUGCAGACCAUGCCAAAGAGCUGAAAAACGCCAUCCCCACCGAGCCCAUCUUAUUCCUUAAGCCUCCUUCUGCCUAUGUAAGAGAGGGAUCUCCGAUUCUGAUGCCUCUGUACACCAGCGACCUGCACCACGAAGUGGAGUUAGGGGUGGUCAUCGGGACAGGCGGGACGGCCAUCCCACAGUCCUCCGCCAUGGAGCAUGUGGCCGGUUACGCGCUGUGCUUGGACAUGACGGCGCGCGACAUUCAGGACGAGUGCAAGUCCAAGGGUCUGCCCUGGACCAUGGCCAAAGCUUUCAACACGUCCUGCCCCGUCAGCGAGUUCAUCCCCAGAGAACGCAUUGCUGACCCAGGGAACGUCAAGCUGUGGCUGAAGGUGAACGACCGGCUCCGGCAGAGCGGGUGCACCUCCCAGAUGAUCUUCUCCAUCCCGUAUCUGAUCAGCUACAUCAGCGACUUCAUCAGCCUGGAGGAGGGGGACCUGAUUCUGACCGGGACCCCCAAAGGGGUCUCCGCCGUGCAGGAGCACGAUGAGCUGCAGGCGGGGAUCGAGGACGUGGUGACCAUGAGCUUCAGAGUGGACAGACAUAACCACUAG
Messenger RNA from Menidia menidia (Atlantic silverside), 663 nucleotides. NCBI's taxonomy places the organism in Eukaryota, Metazoa, Chordata, Actinopteri, Atheriniformes, Atherinopsidae. The record is from the annotation of a GenBank genome assembly.